This is a messenger RNA of Mytilinidion resinicola, 2399 nucleotides long. RefSeq lists its product as uncharacterized. The transcript is spliced from 7 exons. Bases 133 to 2310 code for a protein of 725 amino acids. Lineage: Eukaryota; Fungi; Ascomycota; Dothideomycetes; Mytilinidiales; Mytilinidiaceae. The record is from RefSeq and is a predicted model, not a curated record.
UUUUAUGGUUGGAUUGUCGACCGCCGCAAAGAUCGCAUUGUCCGAGCUCCAAAAGCAGCGUUUCAGCUUCGCUCCAAGCUUUCCAAUGAUCCUAUCUCGUCGAUUCCAGAUUACUCUCCCAGCGAGUCUGACAUGUUGUCACCCCAAAGUGGAGCAGCGCCUACUGCAACAUCACUUCCUGUUCCUUUUAGUUCUAUUGCUACGAAUGCUGCCUCUAAUUCAACGACCACGACGGCAACACCGAAUACUCAAAAUUCGAACGUUCCCUCCGGUUCGACUGCGGCUGGUGCCACGCCUUCAACUAAGCCAAGGCCGCAGCGUCCAACAUAUACUGACGUAGCCCCACUGCCUCCUCCACCGAAGAGUAGUAGUCUUGAAUCCGACGCAUCCUUAUCAACGAUAGCAAGUGCCCCGGGUGGUGUUGGUCUGGCUGGUAGUAACCCAACCACAAAAGCGAAAUCUACUGACAUUCCGAAUGAGAAACCUUACAAAGGCAUCCCGAAUUAUCGAGUCAAUGAUGACUCACGCAUUGACAUUACUGCUUGCGAGCACGAGUUCGAGGUCAGUAUGGCGCGGAGCGACUUCAGUGCUCAAUCUACUGAGUCGUCAAUGUCUGCUGGGUAUGCUGGUUUCUCGGUAACCGUCAGCGCUGGUUUUUCUAGCAGGAGCGAGAGCUCAUCAAAGACGACGACAAACACCUACCAGAAAACUCUCAUUGCUCGAUAUUUGUACCCUCGCUGCGACCUGUUCCUCUAUUCAGACGACAUUGAGCCAACUCCGGAGCUUAUAAAGGCCGUGGAGAAAGUUCGAAAGUCAAAGAACAUCAAUGACUUGCGCAAACUUCAUGCAGACUUUGGUCACCUUUUCUGUCAAAAUCUGACGCUUGGAGGCCGGUUGCAAUCUACUAAGAUCAUUAAGACCGACACUCUAACCACAGAGCAAGAGCAGAAGGAGCAAUUCAAAGUCUCUGUCGGAGUCUCGGUUUCAACACCAAUUGGCAUUGGAGCUAGCAUGAAACACGAGGAAGAAAAGGGAAGCACGCAGUCCCAGAACACCAUGGAUAAAAAGACCAACGAAAACAACAUCUUCGAAGCUGUGGGAGGCGACACCAUUCUUGCAAAUAACCCCGCUGCGUGGGCACCAACAGUUGCUAAGCACGAAUAUUGGAGGGUGAUCAAUAGGGACGAAUUGACGCCACUCGCCGAUGCCCUUUCGGGGAUCCCGGGGUACGAAGACGUCAAAAGCUAUUUCAUCCAAGCUGUACCAGCACUCAGCAAGUAUAUCGAACUGGAUGAAUCUCGCCAAGUGAUGACGCGGUUUCGUCUUACCGCUCCUCUUAACGGCUUAUCUUUAAAAGACAAACCAAACCCUGCAUACUAUCUUGGUCAUAAGCCAACCUCCAGCACAACGCCCAGGAUGAUGUCGGUCAAUACCGCUGACAUAUCCCGUUUCUGGGGGCUUAUGAUCGAGUACUCGGAAGAGACACCGCUUUUCAACCCAAAGACCUUCCGUGCCCCUGUCCUGCUUGGUUAUACCGACAACAAAGUCGGCUCGACCUACUUCGGAGCCAAGUAUGAGCCGGAAUACACAUACACGCAAUGGAACAUCACCGCUCCAUUCAGCGACUCCCUCACCCACGGCGCCCGCGUCACCAUCUCCACCCACCCCUACACCUCCCCCUCCCCCUCUCCCGCCCAAACCGAUCCCACCACCACCCCUCUUUCGACGCCCCCACCCGCCCACAUGGUCGUCUUCCGCACCGCGCAGGGCGUCUUCCUCCCCGCCAUGUCCGAAUCCGACACGCCGCAAUACUGGCGCAUCCUCAAAGCCAACGGCGCCGCCACCCCCGGCGAGCAUAUCAAAGAAGGCGACACGAUCCGCCUGUGCUGGGCCUUCGCGGACCAGACGACCGGCUUCCGCGACUACGUCGACGAUGUCUUCGGCCGCCGCCGCGCGCAGUGCCCGCCGGAGCUUGAGCGCGCGGUGCUCUUCAUGAAGCUGCCGUGGCCGCGCUUCGAGUCGCAGCAGGUGGUCGCGGGGACCGACGCGCCGGCGCCGAACUCGAUGGUCAUGGUGCCCGUGGCGGCGACGGAGCCGGCGGCGGUGGAGCUGCCGGUGUUGCCGGCGGAGGCGAGUGGCGCGGGGGCGUAUAAGUAUGUGGCGCAGGAUGUGCAGUUUCGGGUGGAUGUGGUGGGGGGUGACGGGUUUGGGGAUACGGAGGAUUAUAUGCUGCGGGAUGUGGCGCAGGAGGGGGUGGCGAAUAGGACGGUGAGGUAUGAGGGGUUGAUUUCGGGGGUGUUCUACUUGUAGGAUGGAUGGUGGAUGGUGUAGGGCUUCUAGGCUUCUUAUCUAUCUAUAUGCAUGUUGGCUAUAUAGUACAUGAAGUAGAGCCGGAGAUC